AUGACCCCAUUCUCAGCACAGUGGCUGCGACUCGCGUCCAGCCCCCGCCUGCAACGGUCAUCGCAGGCGCUCUCUGUCGUCGGUUCCAGAGCCUGGGUCUUUGGCGGCGAGCUGCAGCCGCGGCAACCCGUCGACAACCAGCUUGAUGUCGUUGACCUCGGUGAUGCCACUGCCUCGGUCACCACGUUGCCUGCGCCUGACCCUGCGCCUGCACCGCGGGUCGGCGCCGCGAGCACGUCCGUCCAAGGCGAGAUUUACGUAUUUUCGGGACGUGGCGGCAUCGACAUGAACGCAUUGGAUGAGAGCGGUGCCCUCUGGUCCUGGUCGCCAUCCACUGCUACGUGGUCACUGAUCUCCCCCCAAGACAGCUCCUCUCGCCCGGAGCCGCGCAGCUACCACGCCAUAGCAUCGGACGAUGACAAGACCAUCUACCUCCACGCGGGAUGUCCUGCUGCUGGUCGCCUUGCCGACCUCUGGAAAUUCGACGUCUUUAGCCGAUCGUGGACGGAGCUGCCCUCUGCGCCAGGACCGGCGCGAGGGGGAGCAUCCAUCGCUUUUGCGUACGGCAAGCUGUACCGCAUGGGCGGAUUCGACGGCAACACUGAGCAAGGUGGCAGCUUGGACGUGUUUGAUCUGGCGACCAGCACCUGGAGUAGCAAAGCGUUCCGCGCUGAUGGGGUGGACGGGCCGGAGGCGCGCAGCGUCGCUGCUCUACUGUCUGUUCGAACGGCUGGUGGGAAGCAUCUCCUGGUCACCCUGUUUGGCGAGCGCGAUCCUUCAUCGCUAGGCCAUGCUGGAGCAGGCAAAAUGCUCGCGGACGUGUGGGCGUUUGACCUCGACACCGAGACAUGGGUCGAGGUCAAGCUGGCGGCGGGUCAGAACGGUCUCCCACCAGCGAGAGGAUGGUUCGGAGCAGAUGUGCUCAAGCAGCCAAACGGUGACGCGAUCAUCGUUCACGGAGGCCUGGCAGAGGACAAUUCGAGACUGGGCGACGUGUGGAAGCUUCAAUUCUAG
This is a messenger RNA of Purpureocillium lilacinum, 1014 nucleotides long. RefSeq lists its product as uncharacterized. Gene Ontology annotation, molecular function: protein binding. NCBI's taxonomy places the organism in Eukaryota, Fungi, Ascomycota, Sordariomycetes, Hypocreales, Ophiocordycipitaceae. The record is from RefSeq and is a predicted model, not a curated record.